AUGGUAUUUUGGUGGAAAAUUUCACGAGGAUAUACCUACGGAUUUUCAUUUGAAACGUAUCUUACCUGCCAAUUCAGAAAUCCUCAGGAAACAAUUAUCCACGAAGGUUUUACGUGGGGAUAUGGUUCCUCCAAUAAAUCCGCAGGUGUUGCCGCUCUUGCUUACCUCUAUGAUAAUCUUCGCGAAGUGAGCAUGCAUCAUACUAGAACAGUUUCUGGACUCUCUCCUAAUUAUGUUGAGGACUACCCUAGAGCACUUAGAUGGAAGCCAAAAAGGGAUAAGGGUUUGGUUCUUUCAUUUAGGAAAGCUCUUGACGAGAUUGACGUUGAUCAGGGUCCGAAGAUGUAUGCUCAUCUUCCAAACAGGGUAUUGCGUCAAUACGGUCAUGUCCAAAUCAUUCCAGACUCACCGUUAGAGAUAGUGAGUCAGACAACCACACUAGAUGAAAUUGACAUUAUAUUUACGCAGUACGCUGUACAUAUAAUGGAUGGUAGCGCAGUUGUACAGGGACCGGUAGACGGCUCAAACAAUUUAAUGGACUGCUUUCGCAUAAUUUCUCAUCCAUACAUCAUUCUUAGAGAACCCGUCGAUGAAGAUCCUUCGGUUGUAGAACCUGCCGCUAAUGCCGCCUAUGAAGCAGUUGACAUAACUGUAUAA
This is a messenger RNA of Cicer arietinum (chickpea), 657 nucleotides long. The record is from RefSeq and is a predicted model, not a curated record. NCBI's taxonomy places the organism in Eukaryota, Viridiplantae, Streptophyta, Magnoliopsida, Fabales, Fabaceae.